AUGCGAAAUCUGCUGACGCUUUCGUUAGUGUCGCUAAUGGCCGCUAUCGGCUUUUUCGUGACGGAUACUGUUACCAUCGGACAGGACGCGAUCGUUAACCUUCCUGUGAAUGUGUUCAGGAAGAUAUCUGGUUCGCAAACGGUGUUCCCGUACGGUGAAUUGUAUCGGAAGGAUUUCUGUGCUACCAAUCGUGUAGCAAAGAAACAUUUUCUAAUGGCUGCCCACUGCUUUGUUACCGAUUGGAGAGUUCAUACAGAAAAGAUAAUAGAUCAAUCGGACACAGAGCCGCAUCAAAUGAUCGAUGAUUCUUCCAGCUCAAGUUUUGAUUCCGGAUUCGAUGAGGAUCUUCCAAUAUCACCGGAUGAGCCUGAGCCAAGCGUUAGAACCUUAUUCGAGGAGCUUCACGAAGUAUCCGAUGAAAUACUGCGCGAUGUUCCAGUUUUCGUUAUUUUCAUCAGAGAUGUCUAUCUCCUCUGUGUGACGAAGAGCAAGCAAAAUUUCUCCCCUCGCACUGACAACUUCAGGACAUGGUGUCUACUAAAACGAGAAACGUGUAUCACUGGAUGCGAUAAUAUGGAUGAAAUCGAUCUGUUAGAACUCGGAAGCUAUACUGAACUGCAAGGAGGAAACAUUGUGUUGCCAUCGGGAUACAGUUCUAUUUUGAAGCCUCUUUGUGAUACAUUGCCGAAUGACAGCAUUGUCCUUUCAUGCCCGGUCAAGACAAUUCACUGGAAACGGAAAAGCCGACCAUCGAAAACCAAUGACCAUACCGAUACAAUCCUCGAAGAGGAUGAAGAUGAUAUUGACUCGGACGAUUCCGACAAAACAGUAACCGAAGUACCAACUGGCGACAACGUCGGUACUAGUGAUACGUGUGAAAUUAGCUUAAAGCACUGUACGUCAAACGUUCAAAUUGUGUGCGAAAAUGGCACGGUUUAUGAAGCGGACCACGUUAUCUGUACUAUCCCGCUAGGGGUGUUGAAGGAGUGCGGUCAGACAAUGUUCCUGCCCAGUCUACCACAAUACAAGCUGGAAUCAAUCGAUUCCCUACUGUACGGAACUGUAGAUAAAAUCAUUCUAGAGUACGAUAGGCCUUUCCUGAAUGCUAAAAUCAGUGAAAUCAUGUUCCUCUGGGAGCAAGUCGAUCCCGAUCCGGACGUCGACCAGGAAGAAUACAUUAAGCUGAAUUGGUUCAAAAAGAUUUAUUCCUUCUCCAAGGUGUCCGACACGCUGCUGCUGGGUUGGAUCUCCGGGAAGGAAGCGGCCUACAUGGAGAGUAUUUCGCACGAAGUGGUAGCCGAAAAGUGUACCGAAAUCCUGCGAAGAUUCCUCAAAGACCCGUUCAUUCCCAAACCAAAGCGAUGUGUGUGUACCAGCUGGAACAAACAGCCGUAUAGUCGUGGUUCGUACACUGCUAUUGCGGUCGGUGCGUCUCAGGACGACAUCGAAAACAUUGCCCAGCCGCUGUAUACUAGUCCACAUCAGGCCAAGGUGAGUUGGGGAAGGAAUGCACAUUUCCUAAAGGCUGACUGAAAGUAACUUGGUACGCACAAAAAGAUCU
This is a messenger RNA of Malaya genurostris, 1561 nucleotides long. Its product is annotated as spermine oxidase-like. Lineage: Eukaryota; Metazoa; Arthropoda; Insecta; Diptera; Culicidae. The record is from RefSeq and is a predicted model, not a curated record. Gene Ontology annotation, molecular function: polyamine oxidase activity. The transcript is spliced from 4 exons. Bases 1 to 1533 code for a protein of 510 amino acids.